Cryptomeria japonica (Japanese cedar) is the source of this 916-nucleotide messenger RNA. RefSeq lists its product as uncharacterized. The coding region runs from base 161 to 637 and encodes 158 amino acids. The transcript has 2 exons. The record is from RefSeq and is a predicted model, not a curated record. NCBI's taxonomy places the organism in Eukaryota, Viridiplantae, Streptophyta, Pinopsida, Cupressales, Cupressaceae.
UCCAGAGACCAACUUUGAGUUAAUAAAUAUUGAAUUUCCCUUGUAACUUCGUUACCAUUUCCUAAGAACUGACUUGUUACAGAAGUCGCCACAUUCUCUAAAAUUAAAACAUCAAAGAAGAGCACAAAACGACAGCAAAGAAAGGAGGAGGAGAUCGAAAAUGUUUUUUACAGCAGUCAGGCUUGUUGGGAAGAAACCCAAGCCAAAGCUAAAACCUAUUAAUCCCAAGAUCCCUCCCGAACAAGCAUUGUCUGUUAGCAGAUCAAUCUUUAAUGUCGUGAAGGAGCAUGGCCCUCUUAACAUAGCAAACGCCUGGGAUCGUGUCCAGGAAGCAGGGAUAAAUGGUGUCAACAGCAAAUCCCAUUUGAAACUAAUGCUGCGAUGGAUGAAAGAGAGACAGAAAUUGCACAUGAUAUGCAAUCAUGUUGGCCGUAAUAAGCAAUUUCUGUAUUCAACCUGGUUCACAAAACCUGAAAAUACGAUUGGUGAUGCCAGCAAACAGGCUGCAGAAACAAAGAUUAAAAGUGCUGCUGGCCAACAAUCUGUGAAAAGCAAGAUUAGCAGCUCUGCCAGCCAACAGGCUGCAAAAAGCAAUAUUAGGAGCCCUGCCAUAAGACAAAAAGCGAAAAUCAGAUGAGUCUAGUUGCUUUGAUCAUAUACUUUUAUACAUUGUACAGGUCAUUUACUAGAUGGUAGAUGAAAGCAGUGUUGCUUCCAUGAAAAAUUUGUCAUGAAAUAUGUUCAAAUUGGGCAUCUAUAUAGGGAUGUCCUUUUAUUUCGGAUAUAAAUAGAUCUACACAAGUCUCUGGAGAUGUUUACUAAUUAGUAUUUACUUAUGUGGACAAAUUGGUUAGGAGUAAUGAUUUAAAUUGGCUUUCUAUUUCCAAAUGAGAAUACCUCUCAACUUUUUUAAGUU